GAAUAAUAUUAGCACUUAGGACAGAGGUGUACAAUCUCAGUACUGGAGUAUAGCAGUUACUGUUCUAUCACUGUUGGACACCCUGUCUUCUUCUGUCUCUGUCUUCUUCUGUGGUCUCUGGAAAAGAAAAUAUCCAAUAAGAAGCGGAUUAGCAUGGUACCCACCAUCUAUAAGAAGCAAGAGUCAGCUAAGAGUGAUGAUGUUCCUGAGUCGUGCCUUUUACCUCACUCUCACCGUACCAGCAGCGUGAGGACCAUUGCACAGAUACUGGAGGGAGGAGGAGUAUGUGGAAUUCCCACUGACACUGUGUACGCUCUUGCUGCUUCCUGUAAACACCCAGAUGCUAUCAGCAGGAUCUAUACCAUAAAGGAACGACCAUCAGAGAAGCCCAUCUGUAUUUGCAUCUCUAACUUGGAACAGCUAAGAGCAAUUGAACCUCCAUUCAGUCCCCUCCUCUGGAGGUUCAUGGACAUGGUCUACCCAGGAGGCAUUAGCUGCAUUGUACCAAAAGGAGACUGGCUGGAAAGGCUAGGUGUAGGUGCAGCUUAUGAUAAGGUCGGGACACAGGACAACAUCAUGAUACGGGUUCCAGACCACACAGUUACUGCUCACUUAACAGACAUCACAGGACCCCUAGCCAUUACUUCAGCUAAUCCAAGCGGGGAGAGUGACAGCACCCACCAUGACAUGGUCAUAACGCGCUUGAGUCAUAAAUUAGAUGCUGUUCUCCGUGAUGGAUAUUCCAAUGAACUUGUAGGGUCCACAGUGGUAAACUGUACUAAGAUAGAUGAAGGCUCUAUCACAAUACUGCGUGAAGGCUGUGUGCCUGCCGCUAAGGUCAUGCAGCUGUUUGAAUGUGCAAAGAACACACAGGAUGUGCUAUAAGCCAAUAAAACACCAUUAUCUGCAACUUCAGUGGUUUGAAAAUGGUUGCUUGGUAUCAUUAUUUGAAGUCCUGCUGGCAGGGAUUUAAAUUAUUAUUGUAAAACAAUUGAGCAUAAAAGAAAAACACUUUUAUUUUUCCUACUGUCUAAAACAUUAAUUUAUUUAUUUUUGUUGACUGUAAACUAUAAUUAUUUAUAUCUUAAAUUUAUAUUAAUGAGAUAUGUUUAUUAUUGUGUUGUUCUACUGAAUGGUUUCUAAUGAAUACAGCAAUAACUAAUGUAUAAAAAUAUGGUGCUAUUAAUGAGAUACGUUUAUUAUUAUAUUGUUCUACUCAAUGGUUUCUGAAUGGUUAGCAAUAACUAAUGUAUAAAAACAUGGUGCUAUUUGUUUUUAUUUUGAAUGUGCUGUAUAUGGAAAAAAUAAAUCUGGUUUUAUUUUUA
This is a messenger RNA of Bombina bombina (fire-bellied toad), 1325 nucleotides long. RefSeq names its product threonylcarbamoyl-AMP synthase-like. The record is from RefSeq and is a predicted model, not a curated record. Gene Ontology annotation, molecular function: tRNA binding; nucleotidyltransferase activity; double-stranded RNA binding. The coding region runs from base 154 to 885 and encodes 243 amino acids. Gene Ontology annotation, cellular component: cytoplasm. Lineage: Eukaryota; Metazoa; Chordata; Amphibia; Anura; Bombinatoridae. The transcript has 7 exons. Gene Ontology annotation, biological process: regulation of translational fidelity.